CUGAAAACUCUGUAAUCAUUAGAGAAAAGUCCGUCCCUUCUCCUUGUUUCAGCUCCUGAAGCAAAGUCCAGAAGAAGCAGCAAAGAUUGGUUCCCCCGACCCACCAGGGGCUCCAGGUCCAGGAAGGACGGUGCAACGGCACAGGCUGCGUAAGGACAAUGCAGAAGCCAGGAAAAUUCCCCAUAACAGUGGGACCAUCCCUCCUCGCUCCUCCCAUCCCCCACUUACAUAAAGUUUGAGAGAGACAAGCAGCAAAGAUUGGUUCCCCCGACCCACCAGUUACUCCAGGACCAGGAAGGACGGUGCAUCAGCACAGGCUGCAUAAGUUAUAGUUUUGACCUGCACAACAUCCCCUGGCAACAAAUUCCACAGGUUGACUGUGCCGUGUGUGACAAGGAUGACAGAAGAUUCAAAAACGCACUGGGCUGAUUUGUUUUCAAAAUGGGGCAGUAAACUUCCCGGUCUGUCUGUGGAGGAAUCUGAAGAAUUCCAGACCGCUGUCAAAGCUGGGAACUUGUCAAAAGCCAUUUCUGUGGUGAAAAAGUCUGAUGAGUUGCUAAGAAAUACCAAACUCAACAUCGCCAUCACAGGGAACACAGGCUCUGGGAAGUCGUCUUUCAUCAAUGCCAUAAGAAGCUUGAAUGAUGAUGACAAAAGCGCAGCUGAGACUGGGGUGGUAGAAACAACACAGAAGCAAACUUCUUACCCCCAUCCCAUAUACCCAAAUGUGAUUGUGUGGGAUCUACCUGGGAUUGGAUCACCAAAGUAUCCAGCAGAAACAUAUGUAAAAGACAUGAACCUUGAUCAAUAUGACUUCAUCAUCAUCGCAGCCGGGCGCUUCACAGAAGCUGAUACCAAACUUGCCAAAGAAAUCAAGAGGAUGGGGAAGAAGUUUUACUUUGUCCGCUCCAAGGUGGAUAUCGACUUGACUAAUGAACAAGGAAAAAGAGAUUUCACAGAGGAGAAAACUCUACAGGCAAUCAGAAAUAACUCCAUGAGGCACUUGCAAGAAGCAGGGAUCAUCUGCCCACAGGUUUUCCUGGUGACGAGAAGGGACUUUCACAAGUACGAUUCUCCCCAACUGCAGAAGACUUUUGCGAAUGACCUCAACACUCACAAGAGACACGUUCUCAUCUGUGCCCUGCCCAGCACCUCUGAAAAAAUCUUGGAAGAGAAACAGAAGACCCUGCAGGAACAAAUCUGGAAACAAGCCCUGUGGUCGUGCCUUAUCGCUGCUGUUCCUCUCCCAUUUCUCUCGGUUGAGUGUGAUGUCAACAUCUUGGUGGCAAACAUGAGGCAGUAUUGCAAGUCCUUUGGCCUGGAUGAUGAUUCACUCAAAUCACUCGCUAAGCAGGUUAGGAAGUCUGUUGAUGAGCUGAAGUCUGAGAUAAAGACCCCUCUGGUCAAAGAUAUAACAAGAGAAGAGGCUUUGAAGCGGCUCAGAGAGGCUACAGGGGAACGUAUGAUGACAGUUAAAUAUUUUAUCAGUGUGGUACCACUGAUUGGUUCGGGGAUAGCAGCAAAGAGAUCUUACAAUAUCACCUAUGAAAUGCUACAUACGUUUUUGGAUGAAGUUACAGAAGAUGCUCAACGAGUCCUGAAAAAGGCUUUGGAGGGAGCAGAGAAUAACCAAUAACAGUGUCCCAAGGCAGAGCUUUCCCCCAAAUUCCCAGGAUAAACUGCCACAACCCGAGUCUCUUUUCUGUAAUUUUAUUGUCCCAAACUUAAACAAACCAAAAACCAAAACCAUUUCUUGGAUCACCCUUGCAUUGCCGACUUUCAUGGCCUCCACUUCUAGGGGUCUCUGGCAGUCCUGCUGCUCCUGAUUCCUGCCUCUCUCUCAGCCAGUCCCUCCUCAGUGGUUCUCUCUAGGGUCUGUCCACACUGCGCACUAAGCCUUGACUCUGACUCAGGUUUGAGACUCAACCUCUGUUCCUUCCACACUCAAAUCAGUCUGACUUGGGAGCGGGUCAUAGGACCCUGCUGGGGGGUGGGUCAGAGCCCAAGUCCUACUGUGACUCAGGUCCAACCCCUGUCAUUCUGCAGUGUGGACACACAUCAAGCUGUAGACCCAAUCAGAAGCUCGGCGUAGUGCAGUGUGGACACACUAGCACAGCCCCGAGACCUGGAUCCAGCACUUGUAAACUCAGGUUUACAAUGCAGUGUGGACACUCAAGUGCAGGCUUGGAAACAGUGAGUCCACAAGCUCGGGUCCCAUAGACCCAGGGUUACAAUGCAGUGUAGACAUAUCCUCUUGGACCUGUAUUACCCCAGUGCAGCCCCAUCCCUUAAUUAUCCCAGCUGGGAGCUCCUGUUCUAGCACAGGGAGGGAAGGGGAGUUUGGACCCACUUCAGUCACAGGGGCCAGAUAUCCUGUGACAGAGAACAAAAGAGCAACAGAUCUGACACCAACACCAUGGCAAGUGGGGACUGGAUCUGAGUAGAGAGGAGGUGGUGUUUCCUUCCUUCUCACAUGUAAUGUGACAGAUGAGAGAGAGACUGACUAAGAUGUGUGGAGGGGAGGGAACAGCUAGGUUUUUUUCUGUUAAAUGAAGAUGAUUUUUAAUAAGGCUGGAAACAGACAAAGCUGAGGUUGAAUUUCCAGCGUCUGCUAUUAUUUCUGAUCAUCCCACAGGAAAAGGGGACACUGUCCGAUGAAAUACUAUAUUAAACACACACUCCUCACCUGUGUCACUAAUAGCACCGGGCAAAGGUGUGAAUUCUCAGCACCAUUAAGGCCUCGCCUACAUUGGACUGUUAGAUCAACCUACCCACGUUGCACAGGGCUGUAUAAAAAUGUCACUAACCCGUGCUGUAGAUGCGGCUAAAUCAAUGGAAGAAUUCUUUUAUCAACCUAGCUCCUGUCUCUUGGAAAUGAGGAUUUGACAUCAAUGGAAAACCCCUUUCAUUAAUGUAGGAAGCAUCUGUCCUGUGGCACUGCGGCUACAGUACUGGAUGUACGGGUCUUUCUGCACUAUGGAGACAGUAUAUAAUCGUAGCUACAUCGCUGUAGAUAUGUCAACAUGGAAACAACCUUAGAAUUUCAGCGAGGCUGUGGAAACGCUGAACUUAUAUUUUAACCUCUUGGGGAACAUGUGGCUGGGAAGCAAAACACACAGGUUUUAGCAAAGGAAAUUCUUAUCCACAGACAGCAACCAGCAAUCUGUGAUCCGAUUGUGAAACUCCGCCCGACACCGACUGUGUCAUAGGGGUGGGCCAACCGUUAAGAGUCAUUAUAAAGUCAGUAGAUCCUGCUUGUCAUUUUGACAGCUCUCUGUUCUAGUGCUCUAUGGGGUGUUACGCUCCCCUCCCAGCAGCGGAGAUGUCUCGGUAUUGCCUCACAACAGGCUGUGCAUAAACUAGAUUAAACUGGAUUGAGCUGAGGCCUCAAAAUGGCGAACAGAAUCCAACAUGGAAGCCUGCAAACAAAAUGGAUGGUGUAUAGCUGACACAGACAUGCAAAAUGGAUGAUGUAUACCAGACACAGACACACAAAAUUGAUGGUCUACAGUGGACACGGACACACAAAAUGGAGGGUGAAUAGCAGACACGGACACACAAAAUGGAUGAUGUAUACCAGACACAGACACACAAAAUUGAUGGUCUACAGUGGACACGGACACACAAAAUGGAGGGUGAAUAGCAGACACAGACACACAAAAUGGCUGAUAUAACUUGGUUCAAAUCUUCCACAAUCCAUCACAUCCAUAUUCUUAGCAGCAAGACAAUAACAACCUGGGAGCUGUAGCCUGCUCAGCGACCCAGAUGUCCGCUCUUGCUGCUUUAAUGCAGGGCCCUGAGCCCGUCAGAGUCUGUCUACACUUGGAGCUAGGGGCGCGAUGCCCAACUUGCAGAGACAUCCUCACGCUUGCUCUCAAGGAGCUAACACACUAAAACCAGUAGUGUAGCUGGGGUAUCAUGGGCAGUGGAGGUAUGGACUAGCCAUCCUGAGUACAAACCCACCUGGACCCCCAGCUCCAAGUGUAGAUGUAGCCUGAAAUGCACUCUAAGAAACUCCUGGGACCAGAUCCCCAGCUGGUGUGAAGGGACAUAGCUCCGUUGAUUCAAUCCCAUUUACACAGCUGUGGUUCUACUCCUCCAUACAUCCAUUUACCCAGCCUCUCCGUAGGGGUUGGCUAAAGUUUCAGUUCUCUGGCUGUGGUGAUAAAACUAGAGGCUAUUAUUAACCCUGUAACUAAGAUGUACCCUGAGCAGGGUUUGGAAGUGUCCGGCUGCUAAACCUGUAUCAGAGGCUUAAUAGUUAAUGAGAAGCCCACAUUUGCAUUUGACAACCCUGAGCUGCGGUUUCAGCUACUGCUGAUACGUUUAAUCCCUGAUUUGCUUGAUUGAUGCUGAGUUUAGAUUUGCCUGGGAACUUCCGACCCCCCUCAGACUGAGCUGAGGUGCUGGGAUUAUAAUCACAGGGUGUUUGUCUCUCAUGACUAUUAGUUCAUGUGAUGCUAUGUAUCAAACUGUUGCUAUUUAUUUGCUCAAUGUUUCAUACCUGGUAACCCGUGUGGAUUCAGACUCAUCGCUCCAUGUACUCGUCGCUUGUCGUUUGAUGGUCAUUCCAAACCUUGUAGAAGUGCAUUUAUCCUUCAAUAAACUGCUGUAGAAUUUGAUCUGA
This is a messenger RNA of Chrysemys picta bellii (western painted turtle), 4627 nucleotides long. The record is from RefSeq and is a predicted model, not a curated record. NCBI's taxonomy places the organism in Eukaryota, Metazoa, Chordata, Testudines, Emydidae.